AGUGAAUUAGGCCGAUUCGGCAGCCAGUGUGCUUCGCGAGUAUUCCAAGGGGGGUUUUCUCGUUUUUACAACAAAACGGGCGGCGCCGCGGGCAGAAGCGCUCCAGACGUCGCGGCGAGUGCUUGUGUCACGUUACACAUUGCAAUAUCAGACGAUUUUCCGCAAUUUUUCCAUCGCAUGGAAAAUUAAAUACGGAUAUUUUUUAUUUUAAUAAUUUGGCCUAUCAAUUUCGGUCUAAUUUUAUUACCAUAAAUAUAAAUUUUAUUAGAUAUUAAAUAGAUAAAAAAAUAUAAAUAAGUGUUAAUAAAUUAGAUUUUUUAAGAAAGUGCGUUUUUAAAUCUACAGACAACAAUUAUAAAAUUUUGUACUUAUUAAAAUUUGGUAUAAACACAUAAGUACUUACAACCUAUUGAAAAUUGUGAUAACUAUGUACUGUUAAUAAUAAAGUACGAAAAAUGGAAAUACAGCCGGAAAAAUUGAGACAACCAAAAUAAUAAACAAAAAUAAAAUAAACAUAUGAUUUGCAAGCUGUUCAAGACAUAGCUCAAGAGAUGCAAGCUAUGAGCGCUAAUACAAGUGCGCCGCGGGCGCCGCAGCGCUCACCUUUUGCUAUACAGGAGCUCCUAGGUCUUUCAGAUAGCAGAGACUCUAGAGAACGAUAUUUUGAAAACCGGGACAACGAUAGAGUGCUAAAUUUGUCAGAAAGUAGAGAGUCUCGAGCACCAUACACGCCUCAGUUCCAGCUGCCAGCAUCUGUGGCCAGCCGAGUUGCGUAUGCCGCUGCUUUCAAUGCCCAAGCAGCUGUGGCUGCAGCAUUUUUGCCUGGCCCACCACUACUCCAUCCACCACCUGGAUUCCCGCAAAUCAAGUCACCCUACAGUCCCACCUCACAGCCGCAUCUUACAGCGGUGCGCCAGUUUUAUUCAGGCGUUCCGGCGCUAGAAGCAGCGAAAGAUUUCACAGUCGACGGCCUUACUGGGUACAAUGGCAAAAAGAAGAAGAAAAAACGCCGGCAUAGCAGGACGAUCUUCACAUCAUACCAACUGGACGAGCUGGAAAAAGCAUUCAAGGACGCACACUACCCUGACGUGUAUGCCAGAGAGAUGCUCUCCCUCAAAACUGACCUGCCCGAAGACCGGAUACAGGUCUGGUUCCAGAAUCGACGGGCCAAGUGGCGCAAAACGGAAAAGUGCUGGGGACGGUCGACGAUCAUGGCCGAAUACGGACUCUACGGCGCCAUGGUCCGCCACUCCUUGCCACUCCCGGAAACUAUACUCAAGAGCGCGAAAGAGAACGACUCGGUAGCACCAUGGCUGCUUGGUGAGUUCGGCAUGCACCGCAAGUCGCUGGAAGCAGCACAACACCUCAAGGAGUCAGGGUCAGAACGAGAGGGCUCGGAGCCGGAGGUAGAACGUGCGCCGUCCGCCUCGCCACACCACCACGAUAACCACGAUAACCAGGCGCAAAGCUCGCCAGCAAGUAGUACAACAGCGUCCUCCUCAGCAAAAGGUCGGGCGUCGCCGGAGCCGGGCCGGGAGAUGUACGACGACCCUGAAGCAUUCCGGAAUAACAGCAUUGCAUGUCUGCGGGCCAAGGCGCAAGAGCACCAGGCUAGGAUCCUUUCAAACAAUCUACUUCUACAGGUUCGGGGCAUGUCACGAAGCGCGAGCGGCGUGACAGUGGAUGACGACGGCCCCGCCGACAUAGAUGUCGGCACUGAGCCCCCACCCCUCGAACCGCCGCAUACCCCGCAUCCACCGCAUUCGUCGCACCCGCACCCAGCGCAUCUCUACUGACGUGCCGACACGGCGAUGUCACACAUACUUUACUAGUCGCUACGACCAACUACUGUAGUCUAAAUGCUUGGCCAUGACUUUGGGCUUGGAGACGUGUGGUGCAAAAACUGGCACGAUAUAUAAUUGUACAGAAUGGACACAGAUUUGCAAUACCUUUCCUACGGUAACUGAACAUCUUUAAUGUCGGACUAACGCCGUACGCGCAACUGCUCGUAUUUACACUAUGGUUUCGACGGCAAACGAUGGCAAUAAGCACUUGCUUCUACACUAGUACCGCAAAAUACUAGUAGUCAUUGUAAAACUGUGGUAUAGAGAUAUAUAAAGUCAUAUUUCGCUAAUCGACACCGUAUCGUUUUCUGUUGCUAAGCCCAAACUCGUGAUCGAACGUAUAACGAAUUGUAAAUUGUUUAAUUUAUAAUUAUUUAGAUACAAUUGGUCGUGGCAUGACUAGAAUUACUUAUAUAGCGUGUGACGAUCAGUGACAAAGCCCAUAAUCGUGUUAAGUAAUGCUUAAUAUGAGUUAUGUGACAAUUUAAGUUUAAAUCAAUCCAUUUAUAAUGAAACCAGUGAUUAACAAGUGGCAAUGCUCGUGUGAUGAGCGUAUACGAUACGCGAAACAUUGUAAAAAAAAAACUGCUACGUAUUUAAAGUGUAAUUAUGUACAUUGUAGUUCGUAGAGUAUUUAACUAAAUCCCGUUUUUCGUGCAAUACCUUUGGUUAAGUAUUUAUCUAUGUAGCCGCGUUGUGUUAGCGAUUGUAUAAAGAUUCCCCACGCACUUAGAUUAAUUAUACCUUAUUCUAUUAGAGUUUCAUGUCCCGUAGUGUAAGUGUAACAUUUCGAACUGUGAAUUUAAUUAAGUAGUUAAAAUUGGUAAAUAUUUAUUUUGAUUGCUAAGAGUCUAGUAUCCCAAAUACCGAUAGUAAGUGUAACUGUGAGAUGCAUAUUCAAGAUUUGCAUUUAAAUUAUGAAAUAAAUUUCGCCAACAACGAAAAUUGUUUUGACUGUCAUUACAUUUGUAGUAUAUGUAUCUAUGUAAGUACUUACCUACCUGCCAUUGAAUCAAAUAUACAUAUAAACCUCCAAUAUAAAUUAUAUUAAAAAAAAUCUAAAUUGACGUAUUGUUAUGAUAUUUAGCACGUAACUUUUGAUUUAUAAAUUAAACUUUAAAAUUCAAAGGAAAAUAAAAUCCAUGUUGCUUAAUUUUGGCCACAUCUGCAACACAGUGUUUACAAUACUGUCCAGGGCUCCUAGAUUAGGGUUCUAAUAUCGACUAAGGCCUCUAGCCGAUCUAAGACGCCUAGAAAUUUAGAUAUACCAACUCAAAAUGUCUCCUUCUGACAGCCUGAAAAGCUUAUAUCUACAUACACUUCAUCCAGAUUGGCUAUAUUUAUGUAGAUGAAUUUAAAAAUGAAUUUUAUCAAUACCUAAUAUAUAAUUGAUUGAAUUUAGACUUUUAAAAUCUAAAAUAAACAAUAGAAAAUGUAACUCUAAUAAAUCUUAAUUCUAAUUGAAUUUUUAAACAAUAUUAGUUUUCAGUGAGCAUUUUAUCAAGAACUCGUAUUCACCUAAAAGUCGUUUGUGUUAAAAAUCUAUAUAAAUGUAAAUACCCCAAAAAGGUAACUCCUGUUCUGAAAUUAAGACGAAAACGAAAACAAACAUCGAAAACAUUCCACAACUAUUUUUCUUGUAAUUUAAGUUAAUAAGGAAACAAUUCAUAGAAAUUUUCUAUGAUUGUCUUGUGAACGUUGGAGUUGACUGCUAUGACUCGUAAUACAUGUACUGUAAUCUGAUAGGACACGUUAAACAUUCUUAUUAUUACUAUAACUAUUCUUACAUUUAUUUAUUAAUUUAUUUAUCUCAUAUCAGCAUAUUUUGAUCAGCUUAAUUCCAAGUGUAAUUCAUCAUUAUCAUCAUAUCAGCUGUUUAAAUUAUAAUAAUUAAAGCAGACCAUUUUGAUUCUUAACAAAGCAUAUAAUUAUUAUUAACUACUUUUGUAUGUCAUCUGCUAUAAUUCUCAAUGUACCAAAAUCUGUCAAAAUUUGUCUCACGUGACCUGUGUCGAAAUAAAAGCCGGUUGGCUCGAUUGAACAGUACUUAUACAGUAUACUGUACUUAUCUCUGUACUUACAUAGAAUUGUAAAAUAUUUAUUGACUAAACAAAUUGAAUGGGACGGUACCGUAAUGUUUAAGGUUAUUCCGAUAAAUAAAAAAAAUGUAUAAAUCA
Molecule: messenger RNA, 4021 nt
Organism: Galleria mellonella (greater wax moth)
Lineage: Eukaryota; Metazoa; Arthropoda; Insecta; Lepidoptera; Pyralidae
Product: visual system homeobox 2-like
Exons: 9
Coding region: 552-1796 (414 amino acids)
Biological process (GO): regulation of transcription by RNA polymerase II
Cellular component (GO): nucleus
Molecular function (GO): DNA-binding transcription factor activity, RNA polymerase II-specific; sequence-specific double-stranded DNA binding
Source: RefSeq, a predicted model, not a curated record